This is a messenger RNA of Osmerus eperlanus (European smelt), 1524 nucleotides long. RefSeq names its product BCL2 associated agonist of cell death a (gene bada). Gene Ontology annotation, biological process: apoptotic process. Lineage: Eukaryota; Metazoa; Chordata; Actinopteri; Osmeriformes; Osmeridae. The record is from RefSeq and is a predicted model, not a curated record. Gene Ontology annotation, cellular component: mitochondrion. The transcript has 4 exons. Bases 406 to 903 code for a protein of 165 amino acids.
GGCUCACUUUACACAACGCUGCAACUCGACGACUGAAGACAACAACAACGAGGUUUGACAGCUACGGCUAGCAUCAUGAUAGUAGGCGAAUUCCGAACUAAUUUCAGCGUCGUCGACCAAGAAAACAAGAUUUUGCAUAGACAAUCAUACAACGUCACUUAUUUAGUUCGUUUCUGGAAAAAAAUAAGGGUAGUUAAGUUAUAUGGUACGACAGAGCACUGAGCCCGCUACAUAAUACGUCAGCAAGUUCAUUGUUGUUAGCUUGUCACAUAGCUUGGGUUUCUUAACGGUGUAACAGACUUGCCAUGAGACGUCAUCAACGCAGACUUUUAAAUUGGAACAUUUUAUUUCGGAAACAAAAAAACAAGAAAUAAUCGAUCCAACUUGGGAAAACCAUUUCGCUUGAUGAACAUUGUGCAACACAUCUCUUCAGUUACACUGGAAGUCAUGGACGAGGUCACGGGUUGUGAAGGAUGCAAAGUAGACCAAAUGAUUGAAACAGAAAAUGACAACCACUCAGAUCCUUCACACACCAAUACAUGUACCUUUAAAGUUGUCCCCAACAUGACAAGACCAAAUAAACUACCAGGUGGGCGGGUCCGCUUGUACUCGGAAUCUCAGGUUUGCUCUCAGAUCGGCAGAGGGGACGACACAGAGUUUCAGGAAGACUCGUCACAUGACAGCGACGGAGCUCCGUUCAGAGGCCGAUCGCAGUCGGCCCCCGCUGCAUUAUGGGCCGCAAAGAAAUAUGGCCGCCAGUUAAGGAGGAUGAGUGAUGAAUUUGACACAUGGCUCGAUCGAGGGGAGGGGAAGAGAGGAGUCUGCCGUGGUGCAGCCCAGCAGACGGCUAGGGGCUGGUUCUCCUUCCUCUGGACUCCAAAGGAGGUGGAGGGCCGGGAGUGAGACACCAAUCAGCAACAACGUGUGACUCACAGGAAGUAGAUUUAACAUCUCUUGCCUGAGAAACAGGAAGUCGCUCAGGAGAAUCGUUUGUGGUGCCUGGAAACCACAACUGACUUUAGGGGUCAUUGUAGAAAUCCAAUCAAAUGUGACCCUUUGAACAAUCAUCUGUACAAUGUACAAAUAUCCAAGCUUUCCUUAAAAAUAUUGCAAUAAGUUGUGUGAAUUUUUUUAACGUGACAAUCUCUUGUGCCAAUUUUAAAUGGUCUGUGUAACAAAAAAAGUUUAAUAUAUCUACAUUACGAUAUUAUAUUGUUCCAAGUUUUAAAGAAUUAAGAAUUCUCAGAUAUAGAUUAAUGCCACCAAUGGUUUGAACUUCACAAAAAUGUACAUUUAACUACCUAUGAAACUACAGGGGUGGAAUAUGGUUUGCGAUGACAAUAAAAAAAAUACGGGUAUUUUAUGUUAAAGUAUAUAUAUUUCAAUGGUUGACUUAUAAACUACAAUGAAGUAAAACAAUCCAUGCCAGCUAAUGAAAUGUUAACCUGUGCUAGACCCCGAAAAAGUAUAAAUAUUAUAUUAUACAUAUUUAUUGUGAUGUCUUAAAUUGAAUAACUGUACAAA